Molecule: messenger RNA, 140 nt
Organism: Racocetra persica
Lineage: Eukaryota; Fungi; Glomeromycota; Glomeromycetes; Diversisporales; Gigasporaceae
Source: the annotation of a GenBank genome assembly
UUAAUUUCCAAUACACCUUUCAAUAAACGGAUUAAUGAUUGGAAGACAUUGGAAUUGGAAUUUAUUGGAAGGCCAAUGUCUUCCAAUCUUCUAAUUAACAAUGGGUUGAGGCUCUUAAUCAAUUUUUACAAUUUUGUCAU